UCACAAGCCGUCGAUCGUUCGUUUGGCCUUUGAUGCAUUCAACACAUAAUCAGUAGUCGGGUACUCCCUCAAAGCCUGGAGCACGGAUGGCGAGAGGCCUGACAGAGGGACGGAAUGCCAUGCGUUACAUUGUGCCUCGAUUCAGUGUUCAACUGCCUGUGCUACAUACCUAAGUAGAUACUCCCCACAUCAAGAUGCUGGAUGGCGGGAAUCCAGUCUGCACUCUCGUCCAGACGGUGACGCAGGACCUCCCCAUCUAUCGCCGACAAGCACGCCUCCUGUAGCUGCUCCCCGCUCCCCAUCGCCUCCAGCACACCCACCACAUCACCCUCGGCCGCCAUACUGCUGUCACCGCUGCUCAAGCUGCAGAGAGCCAGAGACGCCACCUUGCCGGCGAGCCUGCCAGUGAAUGCCAGCUGCCGAGCUGCCUCACAACCGACUGGCCCCUCCGCUGUCAGCAGCAUGCCCUCUGGGAAGGCGUCCUGUGGGAGCAGCUGCAGCGCAGACCACACAGGGGAGGUGGGAGGGUGCUGGGAGAGGUCGAUGCUGCCAGAUUUGAUCUGCAGCUCCUUGACGUGUGGGAAUCGGUGCAUAUCGGCAAAGGCGGCCGGGUCGGUGGUGCCGCUGUGCUGGCCGUCAGUAUCCUCCCACGGUCUGGGUGUGGUAGGCUCCCACUUGAUGAGCGUGAUGGCCCUGGCGAUCUGGCCCAUCUUGCCGAUGACGAAGGGCGAGAUGGCGCUGAGCUGACGAGGGCGUGGGCAGGGCCGAGUUCGAUGCUGAUGCCGUCGGCCGGGAAGGUCAGGUCGAUGGUGCAGUUGGGCGCCGUGAUCUUGCGAGCGGGCAGCUGGGAUCUGAGGCCGUCGAGCUCCUGCAGGAUGUGGAGCAUCAGCGGGUACCAGUGGGGACGGGCUGCCUCGUCGGGGUCAUGUGAUCUCGCUUGCUGUGGGACACGAAACUCCAGACACUUCAGUGACCGACAGCCGCCCUUCAUCAGAAUCCCGCGAAGCUCCUGAAAGCAAAAAUGAAUGGGCACCUUUGCGCUUUCAUCCACCCGCCCACCCCCGACUCACAUCGCAAUCAAAUUCAUCCUCAGGCAACUCCACUUCCUCGAUGCUCUCCAGCGGCUCCAGUGUGCCAUUGGGCAU
Messenger RNA from Vitrella brassicaformis, 1145 nucleotides. The record is from the annotation of a GenBank genome assembly. NCBI's taxonomy places the organism in Eukaryota, Vitrellaceae.